Messenger RNA from Onychomys torridus (southern grasshopper mouse), 4623 nucleotides. It is a transcript of the gene Cftr, whose product is annotated as CF transmembrane conductance regulator. Gene Ontology annotation, cellular component: cytosol; apical plasma membrane; plasma membrane. The transcript is spliced from 28 exons. The record is from RefSeq and is a predicted model, not a curated record. Gene Ontology annotation, molecular function: chloride channel activity; ATP hydrolysis activity; ATP binding. Lineage: Eukaryota; Metazoa; Chordata; Mammalia; Rodentia; Cricetidae. Bases 1 to 4623 code for a protein of 1540 amino acids. Gene Ontology annotation, biological process: bicarbonate transport; chloride transmembrane transport.
AUGCGCAAGGCGCGCAGGAGGAAGGAGCGCGCGGGGCGGGCGCGGGGCGUGGAGAGCAGCGACUCAAAUGACAUCACCGCAGGUCCGAGAAAAAAGGAAGAGCCAAAAGGAUCGAUUGUGUCCUGGAUAUACAGAGGUCGAGUCCAACCUUCACUUGUUGGGACACAGACCUCAGUGCACCACGGAGACAUCAUGCAGAAGUCGCCUUUGGAGAAAGCCAGCUUUAUCUCCAAACUCUUUUUCAGCUGGACCACACCAAUUUUGAGAAAAGGAUACAGACAGCGCUUGGAGUUGUCGGACAUAUACCAAGCCCCUUCUUCUGAUUCAGCUGAUCAUGUAUCUGAAAAGCUAGAAAGAGAAUGGGACAGGGAACAAGCUUCAAGGAAGGACCCCAAGCUCAUCAAUGCCCUUCGGCGAUGCUUUCUCUGGAGAUUCAUCUUCUUUGGAAUCUUGUUAUACCUAGGGGAAGUCACCAAGGCAGUCCAGCCUCUCUUGCUAGGAAGAAUCAUAGCUUCCUAUGAUCCAGAUAACCAGAUGGAGCGCUCCAUUGCCAUUUACUUAGGCAUAGGCUUAUGCCUUCUCUUCAUUGUCAGGACACUGCUUCUUCAUCCAGCCAUUUUUGGACUUCAUCGCAUUGGAAUGCAAAUGAGAAUAGCUAUGUUUAGCUUGAUUUAUAAGAAGACUUUAAAGCUGUCAAGCCGUGUUCUUGAUAAAAUAAGUAUUGGACAACUUGUUAGUCUUCUUUCCAACAACCUGAACAAAUUUGAUGAAGGACUUGCCUUGGCACAUUUUGUAUGGAUAGCUCCUUUACAAGUGGCUCUCCUGAUGGGACUUCUCUGGGACUUGUUACAAUUCUCUGCCUUCUGUGGCCUUGGUUUACUGAUAAUCCUGGUCUUUCUUCAAGCUAUUUUAGGGAAGAUGAUGGUGAAGUACAGAGAUCAAAGAGCUGCAAAGAUCAAUGAAAGACUUGUGAUCACAUCAGAAAUUAUUGAUAAUAUCCAUUCUGUUAAGGCAUAUUGUUGGGAAUCAGCGAUGGAAAAGAUAAUCAAAAACCUGAGAGAGGUGGAACUGAAACUGACCCGGAGGGCAGCCUAUAUGAGGUUCUUCACCAGCUCUGCCUUCUUCUUCUCAGGGUUCUUUGUAGUCCUUUUAUCUGUGCUUCCCUAUACAGUCAUCAAUGGAAUCAUCCUCCGAAAAAUAUUCACAACCAUUUCAUUCUGCAUUGUCCUGCGGAUGUCGGUCACACGCCAGUUCCCCACUGCUGUACAGACCUGGUAUGAUUCUGUUGGAAUGAUAAAAAAAGUACAGGAUUUCCUGCAGUAUCAAGAAUAUAAGAUACUGGAGUAUAACUUAAUGACCACAGGUGUGAUCAUGGAGAAUGUAACAGCAUUCUGGGAGGAGGGAUUUGGAGAAUUGUUGGAGAAAGUACAACUAAAUGGUGCUGACAGAAAGCUUUCCAAUGGUGAUAGCCACCACAGUUUGGGUCAUCUCUGCUUUUUGGGAGAGCCUGUGUUGAAAAACAUCAACUUUAAUGUAGAGAAAGGAGAGAUGUUGGCUAUUACUGGAUCUACUGGAGCAGGAAAGACAUCGCUCCUGAUGCUGAUUUUGGGAGAACUGGAAGCUUCAGAGGGAAAAAUUAGGCACAGUGGAAGAAUUUCAUUCUGCUCCCAAUUUUCUUGGAUUAUGCCGGGUACUAUUAAAGAAAAUAUCAUCUUUGGUGUUUCCUAUGACGAGUACAGAUAUAAGAGCAUCGUUAAAGCUUGCCAACUACAGGAGGACAUCUCCAAGUUUGCAGAAAAAGACAACACAGUUAUUGGAGAAGGUGGAGUCACACUGAGUGGAGGUCAACGUGCAAGGAUUUCUUUAGCAAGAGCAGUAUAUAAAGAUGCUGAUUUGUACCUCUUGGAUUCUCCUUUUGGAUAUCUAGAUGUUUUAACUGAAGAACAAAUAUUUGAGAACUGUGUCUGUAAAUUGAUGGCCAACAAAACCAGGAUUCUGGUUACUUCUAAGAUGGAGCACUUAAAGAGAGCUGACAAAAUAUUAAUUUUGCAUGAGGGCAGCACCUAUUUCUAUGGGACAUUUUCAGAAUUACAAAGUCUGCGUCCAGAUUUCAGUUCGAAACUCAUGGGGUAUGAUACUUUUGACCAGUUUACUGAGGACAGAAGAAGUUCAAUUUUAACUGAGACCUUACGCAGGUUCUCAGUAGAUGAUUCCUCUGUCGCCUGGACCAAAACCAAACAGUCAUUUAAACAGACUGGAGAGUACGGAGAGAAAAGGAAGAACUCUGUUCUCAAUUCAUUCAGUGCAAUGAGGAAAUUCUCCAUUGCACAAAGGACUCCAGUAGGCACAGAAGGAGAUUCUGAUGAGCCUCAAGAAAGGAGACUCUCCCUGGCCCCCGAUUCUGAACAGGGAGAGGCAGUCCUGCCUCGCAGCAAUGCCAUCCCCUCUGGCCCCACACUUCCAGGAAGAAGGAGACAGUCAGUUUUGGACCUCAUGACAUAUACACCUAGCCCGGGCUUCAGCAGCAUCCAGAGGACAAGGACUUCCAUUCGAAAAAUCUCCUUAGCCCCUCAGAUAAGCUUAAAUGAAAUAGAUAUAUAUUCAAGACGGCUGUCUGAAGACAGUACCUUGAACAUCACUGAAGAAGUUAAUGAAGACGAUUUAAAGGAGUGUUUUUUUGAUGAUAUGGUGAAGAUACCCCCAGUGACGACAUGGAACACAUACCUCCGAUAUUUUACUCUCCAUAAAAGAUUGCUUGUAGUGUUGAUUUGGUGCUUGGUUGUUUUUCUGGUUGAGGUGGCUGCUUCGUUAUUUGUGCUGUGGUUGCUUAAAAACAACCCUGCUCAUGAUGGAAAAAAUGAUACUGAAAGUACAAAUAACACCUACGUUGUGAUUAUUACCAGGACCAGCUUCUAUUACAUUUUUUACAUUUACGUGGGAGUGGCUGACACUUUGCUUGCCUUGGGCUUAUUCCGAGGUUUGCCACUGGUGCACACACUAAUCACAGCAUCAAAAAUUUUACACCAGAAAAUGUUACAUUCUAUUCUUCAUGCACCAAUGUCAGUUUUCAGCACACUGAAAGCAGGUGGGAUAAUUAACAGAUUCUCCAAAGAUAUAGCAAUUUUGGAUGACUUUCUGCCUCUUACCAUAUUUGACUUCAUCCAGUUGCUGUUCAUUGUGAUUGGAGCUAUAAUAGUGGUUUCAGCUUUACAGCCCUACAUCUUCCUGGCAACCGUGCCUGGGUUAGCAGCCUUUAUCUUACUGAGGGCAUAUUUCCUUCAUACCUCCCAACAACUCAAACAACUGGAAUCUGAAGGCAGGAGUCCAAUUUUCACCCACCUUGUUACAAGCUUAAAAGGACUGUGGACGCUUCGGGCCUUUGGACGCCAACCUUACUUUGAAACUCUGUUCCACAAAGCUCUGAAUUUGCACACUGCCAACUGGUUUAUGUAUCUGUCAACCUUACGCUGGUUCCAAAUGAGAAUAGACAUGAUCUUUGUCCUCUUCUUCAUUGUUGUUACCUUCAUUUCCAUUUUAACAACAGGUGAAGGAGAAGGAUCGGCUGGUAUUAUUCUAACUUUAGCUAUGAAUAUCAUGAGUACUUUGCAAUGGGCUGUAAACACCAGCAUUGAUGUGGAUAGCUUGAUGCGAUCUGUGAGCAGAGUCUUUAAGUUUAUUGAUAUACCAAAAGAAGAAAGUGAGUGUACCAAGAUAAUGAAAGGACUAUGUCCUGAAGAUCCAUCUAAAGUUUUAGUUAUUGAGAAUCAACAUGUGAAGAAAACUGAUAUCUGGCCCUCUGGGGGCGAAAUGGUUGUCAAAGACCUCACUGUGAAAUAUGGGGAUGAUGGGAAUCCCAUAUUAGAGAACAUUUCUUUUUCAAUAAGUCCAGGCCAAAGGGUGGGCCUCUUGGGAAGGACUGGCUCUGGGAAGAGCACUCUGCUGUCAGCAUUUUUACGCUUGUUGAACGUUCAAGGUGAUAUACAGAUUGAUGGCGUCUCGUGGAACUCUAUGACCUUACAAGAAUGGAGGAAAGCUUUUGGAGUAAUAACACAGAAAGUAUUUAUCUUUUCUGGAACAUUCAGACAAAACCUGGAUCCCAAUGGGAAAUGGAGAGAUGAAGAAAUAUGGGAAGUUGCAGAUGAGGUUGGACUCAAAUCUGUGAUAGAGCAGUUUCCUGGGCAGCUCAACUUUACCCUUGUGGAUGGGGGUUAUGUGCUAAGCCAUGGCCACAAGCAAUUAAUGUGCUUGGCCCGAUCUGUUCUCAGUAAGGCCAGGGUCUUACUGCUUGAUGAGCCUAGUGCCCAUCUGGACCCCAAAACGUACCAAGUAAUUCGAAAAGCUAUAAAACAUGCCUUCCGUGACUGCACAGUAAUCCUCUGUGAACACAGGAUAGAGGCAAUGUUGGAUUGUCAGCGAUUUUUGGUCAUAGAAGAGGGCAGUGUGUGGCAAUAUGGCUCACUUCAGGCGCUUCUGAGUGAGAAGAGCAUCUUCCAGCAGGCCAUUAGCUCCUCAGAAAAGAUGAAGCUCUUCCAGAGCCGCCACUCCAGCAGGCAGAAGCCUCGGCCACAAAUUACUGCUCUCAAAGAGGAAACAGAAGAAGAAGUGCAAGAAACCCGUCUCUAG